Poecile atricapillus (Black-capped chickadee) is the source of this 1418-nucleotide messenger RNA. It is a transcript of the gene JPT1, whose product is annotated as Jupiter microtubule associated homolog 1. The record is from RefSeq and is a predicted model, not a curated record. Lineage: Eukaryota; Metazoa; Chordata; Aves; Passeriformes; Paridae. Gene Ontology annotation, cellular component: nucleus. The transcript has 5 exons. Bases 116 to 604 code for a protein of 162 amino acids.
GGUGCGGGCGGCGGCCGCAGUUGUCACCGGUAGCGGCAGGGUCGGUCGGUGGGAGCGACUCUGUCCUCGGGAGCGUCACUGUACUGAGCCCUUCCCUUGGUCCGGCACCUCCGCCAUGACCACCACGGCCACGUUCUCGGGCAUGGACCCCAAUGGCAGGAACAGCUCCAGAGUGCUGCGUCCUCCCGGCGGUGGCUCCAACUUCUCCCUGGGCUUUGAUGAGCCCAAAGAACAACCCGUGAGGAGGAACAAAAUGGCAUCCAGCAUCUUUGGAACUCCUGAGGAGAACCCACCUUCCUGGGCUAAAGCAUCAGGGGCUAAGCCAGGUGAAACCAGAGACAGCUGUGAAUCCUCUGGACCACAAAGAACAAACUCAACUGAGGCAAACUGUGGAGACUUCGUAGAUCCCAAGGGAGGAGAUGUUGGUGGUGACAUUUUUGCUUCUUUUCUUCUAGAAAACACUGAGGCUGAUGUAGAAGCUGCCCCAGGUCAGAGUGAAGAAAAGUCCCUGCCUGCUGCACCUGUUCCUAGCCCAGUAGCACCAGCACCUGCACCCUCCAGGAGAAAUCCACCCGGUGGCAAGUCCAGCCUAGUGCUCGGUUAAACCUUUCCUUUCCUGACUGUUUUGAACUCGUGUCUGUUUUCUUUUCCCCAUGCUUGUGAUCUGCACAACUUGAGCCUGACUGUACAUCUCAAAUUUCUUUCAUUAAAAAGAAGCACUUUAUGUACUCCAUCUUUUUUUGAAAUCAAGGGGUUUUUUUUCCACUUCUGUCCUGUGUUUCCCCCAGAUCUGCUGGAAGUGACAUGAGUGUUUUCUAGUGAUAGACUUGAGGGAAAGCUUUAUGAAGUAUUGUAAUGUAAUUCAAAGGAGAGUAGCUUGGUUCUAAGUGUGCUUAGAGGGUUUUUGUACUGAGAUUUUUUUUUUUUUUAGAACCCCUUAGCUUUACAAGGGUUUAGAAUCCUGGUUAACCAGGCCAGCAAACAAUCAGCAAGAGCAGUCUCUUCCUCCACAUGUGGGAUUUAGGGAUCUAAAAGGCUUCAUUGACUGCAUGUGGUAAAUGCCUUGAGCCCUGCUGUGCCAUAUAAAUCAUUAAAUGGUUAAUGUACACCAUGCUGCCUUUAAAAACGAAAUAAAUCUUGAUACGGGACUACUAUGACACAGGGUCUGUGCCAAAUAGAGUGCUGAUGACCAGAGCCACCUGGCCUAGUGCUGGGAAGGGGCUGAUUCAGACUUUAUUCAGUAAAGGUGGAGUGGAUCAUAUAAGAAUUACAGGGCAUUUUUUUUACAACUGACUCAAUGCUGUGCAUGAUCAUGCUGGUGCUUGACCAUGAGGUGAAAAUCUCAUCCUUUAAAGUGUGUGUUGUAAUUUCACAAGGCUGGAUUGUUGCUUAAAAGUAAAUAAUAUAGAAAUUUUGAA